Messenger RNA from Aspergillus tanneri, 582 nucleotides. RefSeq lists its product as uncharacterized. The record is from RefSeq and is a predicted model, not a curated record. The transcript has a single exon. Lineage: Eukaryota; Fungi; Ascomycota; Eurotiomycetes; Eurotiales; Aspergillaceae. Bases 1 to 582 code for a protein of 193 amino acids.
AUGCUGUCUCUUUUCUACUCCCUAGUGGUUGUGGUCCUGGCCACCUCCAUCUCGGCAGAAACCACAACGAUCAAAGCCUUCAAUGCCGGCUCAACCACAUUGACUCUGCAUAGCGCUCAAGCAAGUAUAGUCAAUGCCAAUUCAGAUGCCACCACCUACGCCAUGGUCUGCCAGUCCGAUGCCCCAUAUACAGUAUGUGCACUGCGCUCGCCUGUCACUAUUACCCAGGGUCCUUCCACCUACACCAUGAGCGCUGUAUACUCAACGAAGACGGCAGGCGUCAAAGCCAAAUUCACCCUAGUCCAGGACUGCGAUAUCACCUCCUCCACACAGGGCGCCUCCUGCUCUGUCUCUCUCGGUAUGGAGCUCACCCAGCGCGGUAUAUCCACGUCCUCCGCCACAUCCGCUAUUACUUCCUUCUCCUCGGAUGAUAUCUAUUAUCAGCCUUUGACGGUCACUGCGGGUGUCAGUAAGCUUAAUGCUCCGCAGGCGACAAAGACGCCAGAUGUCGCGCCGCGUCAUGCCGUGAUAGGUGGUGCUGCUGCUGCCGCCGUUGCUGGCGCUGCUUUCAGGUUCUUGUAG